Messenger RNA from Trifolium pratense (red clover), 2559 nucleotides. Its product is annotated as F-box/kelch-repeat protein At3g23880-like. The coding region runs from base 98 to 1249 and encodes 383 amino acids. The record is from RefSeq and is a predicted model, not a curated record. The transcript is spliced from 2 exons. Gene Ontology annotation, molecular function: protein binding. Lineage: Eukaryota; Viridiplantae; Streptophyta; Magnoliopsida; Fabales; Fabaceae.
GAGCUACCCAUCCGACCUAAAAAUUUUGUUUCUUGUUAACAAUCACGUUUCCUUUUUGUUUUCAACUUCACUACUUCAGCGCUACGUACUCUCUCUGAUGGGUUUCAUACCCGAAGAACUCAUAGCAGAAGUUCUAGCCUACCUUAACGUGAAAACCAUUCUGCGACUCAAAUGUGUGAGCAAAUCAUGGAACACUCUCAUCUCCAAUCCAACCUUGGUCAAAAAACACCUUAACAAGUCCUCGCAAAACCCACAUAUCACACUAAAGUAUAGGAACAAUAACGGUGGUUUAAGUUUAGUAUUCUUUCCUGUGAGCCGUUUACUCGAAAAUCCAUCUAUCAGUAACUGUACAUUGCACCAAUUGGAGUCAGGUUUCCAGGUAGUUGGUUCCUGUAACGGAUUGAUUUGCCUCGUUUCAAAUCAUUACUAUGCGACACAUCAUCAGUACCGGUGCAGUUUUUGGAACCCUUCCACUAGAACAUAUCAAGAUUUAGUAGUGUUGAAUGAUUAUGUCAACCCUCGUUCAAGCAAGUUUAACUUCAUGUUUGGUUAUGAUGAUUCGACGAGAACUUAUAAGGUUGUAGCGUAUCAUAUUGAAGGUGAAGACAACAUAGCUUCCGGGGAAAGUGAGGUUAAAGUUUUGAGUGUGGGUGAUGGUGAUAAUUGUUGGAGAAAUAUUCAAAGUUUUCCUGUCAUUCCACUUGGCUGGCGUCAUAAUCAAUAUACUCAUGCUAACCAUUUGAGUGGCACUAUCAAUUGGUUGGCUAUUAACAAUUAUUUCUAUUCUUUUUAUAAAUACAGCUCAAUUACUCAGGUUGAGCAAUUUGUGAUUGUUUCGCUAGAUCUUUCAACCGAGACAUACAAGCAGUAUCUGUUACCGCAAGGUUUUGACGAGGUUCCAUUUGUUCAGCCAUAUCUUAGUGUUUUGAUGGGAUGUCUUUGUUUUUCUCAUGAUUCUAGGAAUACAGAAUUUGUUUUAUGGCAGAUGAAAGAGUAUGGAGUUCAAGAGUCUUGGACUCGGUUAUUUAAGAUUAGUAAACAGAAUCUUCUAAUGCAUUUCCCUGCCUAUGCUUUUGAACUCUUUUGCCUUUAUAUAAAUGGUGAUACAGUGAUAUUUGCUAAUAGAUUCAGUUCCAAGGCAGUAAAGUAUAAUUUGAGAGAUCAAAGAGGAGAGACAAUUAAUAUCAACACCAUACAUCGGUUCCCUCAGGCAAUGAAUUAUGUAGAAAGCUUGGUCUCGGUUCCUUGAUAAGAAGGACCACAGUUUGAUCCCCGCAACUGCGUUCGGGAGGGGCUGGAACCACUUGAUUCCAGAGCUGUUAUCAAAGGAAGAGGAAAAGGCAUUUUAUAUCAGAGGACGAGGAUAAACUAAGCCGCGAUGUCUUGGGGACGAUGGAUGAGACUAGCAGUUUGAUUAGUUACUAGGAUAUAAGAAUAGAAGUAGGAAAUAGUAAUCUAUGUCUUGCAUGUUCUUAAAUGUUAUUUUUCUGCGGGCUACGUAUCUGAUAUUUGUGCAAGAAGCCACUAUUUUUGUCAUUUAGUUUUAUGACUUGAAUUUUAAGUUACAUUAUGUUCAUAUAUGAUAUUUCAGCUUAUGCAAAUAUUUGCUCACUUGCUUGAAUUAGAAAAUGUUGAUCUCUUCAUAUUUUACCGUGGAGAGGGGGCUGAGACAAGGCGGCCCUUUGUAACCUUUCUUAUUUUUGUUAGCAGCAGAAGGUCGGAAGAGAUGGUAUCAAGGUUUCUCACCUACACUAUGCUGAUGACACCUUAAUUGUAUAUAAGAAGAGUAGGAAAAACGAAAUUUCAGUGAGAGACUUUAUGUCUUGUCUUGAAAUAAAUACCUAACUGUGGAAAUUCAAAUCAUUGAAGAUUUGGCUUCGUGACAUCUUGGUUGUAUCUCAAACUCCAUGUCCGGAUGGUUUCGGAUAAAAAGAGAUUGAUUUAUAUCAUUUUCUUUGAUUGUCCAUUACUCGUUAGUGACACGGUCCGAGAUCCUAAGAUGCUAGUGCGCCUUAUAAAUUCACAGUUUAGUGCUUUGAAUUUUGGUCAGGUUUGGGGUUCUGAUUUGGUUGGUAUAUGGAACUAGUAAGAAAUCCAUAUUUCUGGUAUAUGAUAUUUGCUCAAAUGCUUAACCAAAUAGGUAACAACCCAUUCUUAUUUUUAGUCUUUUGAGACCUUCUCUUAGUUUAUCACUUCCAUCUUAUAUUGAUGUAUGACACACGUUACUUGUUUACUAUCUAUUAUUGUGUGCUUUAAAAUCUCAUGUGUUGAUUUUAGUGUGGCAUGAUGUUGUGUGAUCUAUCUUAAAAUUGGCUUCCACGAGGCAGAUGAGCACAAGCAACAAGCAGGGUGCAAGGCACAUAGGUAGGACACGAGGCAUUGGCCUCAAUUUCUGCGCCGCAAUUUUCACUUUAUUUCCUGGUAAUCUUAGAAUAGAAUCUUGAGAGACAUGGAAAUUUUUCAGGGAAAGUAUAAGGGUUAAGAGUUUUUGGGUGAGGUCUAAGGUAGAGAAGUAUAUUUUACAAACACUUUAGACACAUGAGAUUCAGGUUGAGAGAU